Messenger RNA from Hippopotamus amphibius kiboko, 2126 nucleotides. It is a transcript of the gene ALG1, whose product is annotated as ALG1 chitobiosyldiphosphodolichol beta-mannosyltransferase. NCBI's taxonomy places the organism in Eukaryota, Metazoa, Chordata, Mammalia, Artiodactyla, Hippopotamidae. The transcript has 13 exons. Gene Ontology annotation, molecular function: mannosyltransferase activity. Gene Ontology annotation, cellular component: endoplasmic reticulum. The coding region runs from base 6 to 1430 and encodes 474 amino acids. The record is from RefSeq and is a predicted model, not a curated record.
CCAAGAUGGCGGCUUCCUGCGUGGCCCUGUUGGUGCUGUCUGUGUCCCUACCGCUGCUGCUGUUGGUGGUGUGGAAGCGCUGGCGGUGGGGGCGCGCGGCCCGCCACGUGAUUGUCGUGGUGCUGGGCGACGUGGGCCGCAGCCCCCGCAUGCAAUACCACGCACUGUCGUUGGCCAAGCGCGGCUUCUCCGUGACCCUCUUGGGGUUCUGCCACUCCAGACCCCACGAUGAGCUCUUGCAGAGCGACAGAAUUCGGAUUGUGAGUCUGACAGAACUUCAGAGACUUGCAGUUGGGCCCCACAUUCUCCAGUAUGGAGUCAAAGUUGUGUUUCAGGCAGUGCACUUGCUGUGGAAGUUGAUGUGCAGGGAGCCAGCAGCCUACAUCUUUCUCCAGAACCCUCCGGGCCUGCCCGCCAUUGCCAUCUGCUGGUUCGCGGGCUGCCUCUGUGGGAGCAAGCUCGUCAUCGACUGGCACAACUACGGCUACUCCAUUAUGGGUCUGGUGCAUGGUUCAGGCCAUCCCCUCGUUCUGCUGGCCAAGUGGUAUGAGAAGUUCUGUGGACGCCUGUCCCACCUGAACCUCUGUGUGACCAAUGCGAUGCGGGAAGACCUGGCAGAGAACUGGGGCAUCAAAGCUGUGACCGUCUACGACAAGCCAGCAUCUUUCUUUAAAGAGACGCCUUUGGACCUGCAACACCAGCUCUUUAUGAAGCUAAGCUGCACCUACUCUGCAUUCAGGGCCCGCUCAGACCCCUCGGACCCAGGCACGGAGAGGUCGGCCUUCACGGAAUGGGAUGCCCAGAGCGGAACGGUGACCCGCCUUGCUGGGCGGCCGGCCCUGUUGGUCAGCAGCACGAGCUGGACAGAGGAUGAAGACUUCUCCAUCUUGCUGGCAGCAUUAGAAAAGUUUGAACAGCUGAUCGACGAUGGAGAAAGCCUCCCCUCUCUGGUGUGUGUUAUAACAGGCAAAGGGCCUCUGAAGGACUAUUACGGCCGCCUCAUCUGCCAGAAGCGUUUCCAGCACAUCCAGGUCUGUACCCCGUGGCUAGAGGCCGAGGACUACCCCUUGCUUCUAGGGUCUGCGGACUUGGGCGUCUGCCUGCACCGGUCCUCCAGCAGCCUGGACCUGCCCAUGAAGGUGGUGGACAUGUUCGGGUGCUGCCUGCCCGUGUGCGCCGUGAGCUUCCGGUGCUCUCAGACCUCCUGCCAUCCUCUCUGCAGCUUACACGAGCUUGUGAAACACGGGGAAAACGGCCUGGUGUUUGAGGACGCAGAGGAGCUGGCAGCUCAGCUGCAGGUGCUUUUCUCAAAGUUUCCCGAUCCUGCUGGCAAACUGAACCAGUUCCGCAAGAACCUCAGGGAGUCAGAGCAGCUUCGCUGGGAUGAGAGCUGGAAGCAGACAGUGCUCCCUUUGAUUACGGACACGUGACCCCUCAGGCCAACGACCGAAACCCUUGAGAUGUCUUGUGCUGGACGAUGUGGAGAGACCCUCACGCUGACACCCACCCUGCCUUGCCUUUCAUUCUCCUCCCCAGGAGCCGGCCCACUCCCCUCCUCGCAGCCUUUGCUGCUGGCCUGUCUCUGGGCAAACUCGGUAGAGCAGCGCCUCCUGGUGGACAGCAGCUGAAAAGCUGGCAGUGGGUAUUGCCCGGGGAAUGAAGUUACUAUUAAUCAGGAUGUUGUGGCCUGGGAAACUGGCACAGCCUGUUUCUUUGGAGGCUCUGAAUCCCUUCUCUCUUUCCUCUUUCUGUCUUAUGAGUCUUCUUUCCCCCAGUUUAUGACUUUUCUGUCAUUUGUGGCAACUUCAGCAUGGCUUUGUCCCUGUUCUGUCUCCUGGCGUCUGCUUUUCCCAGCAUCUGCCUGGUUGUGUCCCUAAUGUUUUGAUUCCUGCCUUGAAAACAGGCACCACAGCCCACCGCCCUGCAGGGGCAGUUAGAUGUGCCCCGUGUGCAUUGGGCUUGGCUCCGCGAGGGAUGUGUGUGCAGGUUCAGGGAAAACAUGAUUUGUGUUUUUAUUUCUGCAAAUGAAAUGCUUUUCUCUGAGCCAAAAAUUUCAUUUCUGAUUUAUGGUGAUUUGCUUAAGAACUAAGCCAGCUGGCAGAGAAGAGUACCUACACGCUUGAACA